AUGGUUGAUCCAGCCGUCGGGCAAGUUGACAGUGCCCAACCGGGGAAUGAAGAUGUACCAGUAAACAGCGGCCGUCCCCAACGAGGUACUAAAGGCUUGCUACACAAUCCGGCGGUCCGUUCUGCCCUGCCAUUUGUCAAUGGUGGCGCGGCAGGCAUGUUUGCCACAACGCUAAUCCAACCCAUCGAUAUGAUCAAGGUGCGGCUUCAGCUGGUUGGUGAAGGCGUUAAGACCAGCUCGCGUGCUACGCCGAUCAGCAUAGUUCGGGAUAUCAUGGCCACCGGCAGAGCGAAAGAUCUGUACACAGGGCUUUCUGCUGGAUUACUCCGGCAGGCUAUCUACACAACAGCGCGCUUGGGUACCUUCGAUACGCUGAUGAAGGUCUUUAGCGAUCGCGCAGCGGCUCGCUCAGCAAAGAUAGGAUUCAAAGAGCGCGCGAUGGCUGGUCUAGCCGCAGGCGGGUUCGGGGCCUUCAUCGGAAACCCAGCUGAUCUAGCACUGAUCCGCAUGCAGAGUGACGGUCUCCGUCCUGUAGCCGCACGUGCUAACUACCGCGGCGUCGGCGAUGCCUUGACGAGAAUAGCCAGAAAUGAAGGCGUCACCCGAUUGUGGGCAGGAGCAACUCCUACUGUUGUUCGAGCAAUGGCACUUAACUUCGGACAGCUGGCGUUCUUCUCCGAGGCCAAGUCACGUUUGGAGGGCACAGCACUGGGGUCGCACGCGAAGACACUUGUCGCGUCAGCAUUCGCCGGAUUCUUCGCAUCUUUCUUCAGUUUGCCCUUUGACUUCGUCAAGACUCGUUUGCAGAAGCAGCAGCGUGGUCCGGAUGGCAUAUUACCAUACAAAAACAUGAUGGACUGUUUCCGCAAAGUCAUUGCAGCGGAGGGCCCGCUGCGAUUCUACCGUGGAUUUUCGACUUACUACGUUCGCAUUGCGCCUCAUGCGAUGGUGACCCUGAUCGUUGCCGACUAUCUGGGAUUCCUGACCAGAUAGUUGAACAUAGCGUGGUACAGGGUGAUAUGUGGAUUUCUCUUGAUGUAAGGCACAAAUGGCAUUUUGUGAGUCGGCGCGGGUACCCGCCAGGUUGACACCUGCCAUAAUGGAAGCCGACGGGACAAAUCUCAGGCGAUAAAGCGAAAGGUUGUACAUAGUCAGUCAGAGUAUCGAAGCUCCUGAACGACAGUGGCAUCUUGAUUGCGAGGCAUGAGAUCGCCGUAAUCGCAGAUUUCAUCUCGCUGACCGAGGUCUAGGGAUGUUGAGAGAAUAAGGACGGGAUCGGUGGCGCAUUGAUCAAGUGGACUUCAUGAUGUAAGUCUGGCUGUCGAUGUGUUCGAUAGUGAGGUCCUGGCACAUAUCUCUGCAGUUGAGAUAGUAAGACAAGAGAAUUGUUUCUAGGGUGGACAGAAAAUGAGAGAGAUGUGCAC
Messenger RNA from Dissoconium aciculare CBS 342.82, 1424 nucleotides. Its product is annotated as mitochondrial carrier. NCBI's taxonomy places the organism in Eukaryota, Fungi, Ascomycota, Dothideomycetes, Mycosphaerellales, Dissoconiaceae. Gene Ontology annotation, molecular function: oxoglutarate:malate antiporter activity. The record is from RefSeq and is a predicted model, not a curated record. The coding region runs from base 1 to 993 and encodes 330 amino acids. The transcript is spliced from 3 exons. Gene Ontology annotation, biological process: transmembrane transport.